Trachymyrmex cornetzi is the source of this 1032-nucleotide messenger RNA. RefSeq lists its product as uncharacterized. NCBI's taxonomy places the organism in Eukaryota, Metazoa, Arthropoda, Insecta, Hymenoptera, Formicidae. The transcript has a single exon. The record is from RefSeq and is a predicted model, not a curated record. The coding region runs from base 1 to 1032 and encodes 343 amino acids.
AUGGGCUCGCCAUUAUCACCCAUCGUGGCAGAUUUGGUCAUGCAAAAAUUAGAGAAAGUGGCUUUAUCAAGUUACAACAACGAAGUUUUAUUGUACUAUCGAUAUGUUGACGAUCUACUUGCGGCAGUUCCGAAAGACAAGAUCAACGAUUUUCAUAAUAGUUUUAAUACAUUCCAUCCUAGACUGCAGUUCACAUUGGAAGUGGGUGAUGACUCUAUUAAUUUUCUUGAUGUGACGAUAAUGGUUAAUGUAGACCGGUUCUCGUUUAAUUGGUACCGGAAGCCAACUUUCUCAGGGAGAUUCUUAAAUUAUCUUUCGAACCAUCCAGAAUCUCAAAAAAGAGGUAUUAUCUUCAAUUUAGUUGAUAGAGCCAUAUUCUUAUCUGAUUCGUCUUUCCACCAUGAAAACAUAGAACUAAUUAUUGAUAUUCUCAUUAAUAAUGACUUCCCUCUGAAGUGUAUUUUUGAUGCUAUUAAUGAGAGAUUACGUCACAUUAAACAUAGAUCUAGAGUAUCACAUGACCAAAGUGACCUCAAUGACAAGAGUGCAGCAAUGACUUCUUGGUUUUCUGUGCCGUUUAUCAAAAAUAUUACUGACAAAUUCAUGAAAUUGAAUAGAGACGACUUAAAAGUUUCGUUUUUUAGUUCGAACAAGAUCAGUAAAUUUGUUGGUGUACAUAAGGACAGAAUACCAGAGGAAGUUAAAAAUGACGUUGUAUACAAAAUUAACUGUAACGAUUGUAAUGCAACCUAUGUUGGACAAACGAGCAGACAAUUAAAAACUAGAAUAUAUGAACAUCGUAACCACAUUAAAUGGAAUACGUCUGCUCGUUCAGUGAUUACCGACCAUAGGUUGCAAUAUGCACAUGACUUCGACUGGAAUAAUGUCAAAGUUCUUGAUGUAGAGUCUUGUUACACAAAGCGCUUAAUUUCCGAAAUGCUUUAUAUUAAGAAACAGGAGAAUGGCAUUAAUUUACAAACAGACACGGUUGGCCUUCACAAAGAAUAUGUAAAUAUUAUAAAUAAAUUGUAA